Messenger RNA from Chlamydomonas reinhardtii, 3340 nucleotides. RefSeq lists its product as uncharacterized. The transcript is spliced from 3 exons. Lineage: Eukaryota; Viridiplantae; Chlorophyta; Chlorophyceae; Chlamydomonadales; Chlamydomonadaceae. The record is from RefSeq and is a predicted model, not a curated record. The coding region runs from base 620 to 2263 and encodes 547 amino acids.
CACCUCUCUGAGACUUGCAGGUCCUCCUAAGACUAAUGGAGAACAAGGGAGACCAACUCAGCCCAGCGAGAACAAUAUCCAGCCCACAGAAACAGUCUGGCACCCAACAUGCGCCAUAUGCGACCCCACCAAAUACUACGGACAACAUCACACUACUGCCUACUCUCCCAACACCAGCAGCCAACAACAGCGCACAGAAACGUGCAUGGGACCCGCGACCGACCCGCUCUCCCGCUUCAAGCAGAACUACUCCGCUUCACUUAUCAUUCACCUGCCUAUAUACAGCAAUACAACCAUGCGUAUUGGCUUCUCCCGCACCCCAGCGCCUCCUAGGUGCUUUAGCGAACAUGCUCGCGGCCCCGGCACUCGCCACAGGGUCGCCUCAGCUCGCGUACCUCCACAACACCUGCUCGUUAGUGCCACACGCACCUUCAAAGACCCUACUCAACCGAUAAUCGACGAACUAGGACAAAUCAGGGCGGCCUCCACCGCACUCUCGGCGGUGGGCUUCUCGCACGCAGCGAUCACCGGUGGAUACUCUGGCGUGGAAAACCAGGACAGCCUCAUUCUCAAAGGCAUCGCCAGCUCCAGCUCGAUCAGCCGCAACCAAGAAUCGGUCAUGGUGAAAGACAAGAAACUCACCAUCUACUCUAAGGAGGGCCUCAACAACCACAUUCAGAGCAAGCUAGCCAACAUUGACGUUGACCUGGGCCAGAUCACGCUGAAGCCCACAUUCCGGGGCCGCGAGACUACUUUUUCCGCUCUCGGCAUGCCCAUCAGCUCAAACUCCUUUGAGCUAGUGGGACCGCCGGCGUCAAUUGCCUACCUGGACCACAACAAAGCUACUUGGCUGGGACCACUUGCACUGCUCGACACCACUUCGGGCGCCACGGUGACCAUGGGCGUGCCGGCCACCGAGGUGAUCAACGUGGUGCCAAACACGCCAAUCCAUGAGGCCCCCAACCCCAACAACUGCAACGACCUGGUGGAGGUGCUGUUCUACGGCGACGUGAACGAGGGCCUGACCGCCCUCCGUGGGCCCGGCCAGGCGAUUGACGCCUUCAAGAAGGCCAUGUCACACCACCUCAUGAGCGACCUCCGCCCAGACCUGCCCAACGACACCAUCGUGGGCGACCUGGACCGCAAGCUGUGCGAACCCAUCUCCAUUGUCCUCGGCGGCAAGGUACAGACGAAGGAGCUCACCGAGGACCAACGGAACUACGCCAACUCGCACGGUGCCAGCAACCACAAGAACAUCAUCAGCGUGGCCUAUGAAACCACCGCGCAACGCGACUACGUGCGCGAGGGCGGCAUGUGGCUCUUCGAGAUUCCCACCCAGCGGUCCAGCUUCUGCAUCGUGUUCAUGCCCCUGGCCACCAAGUGGGCGCCCGGCGUCCUAGAGCAACUGUCGACCACCGUCUUCUACCGCACUGUCCGCCAGAACGGCUCACUGCCGCGCGUCACGCAAGACGAGAUCAUACACAUCGGCAAACAACUCCUGCAGCGCUACACCACCAUCGACAGCAAGAUGCUUGAGAUGGCGGAGGAAUACGCCAACACCAACGGCCAGCCCUUCGAUGAGGCGACGGCCAACCGGGCCUGCCUCGCCGACAUCAUGGGCAACACCUCGCCGUUCAACGCCAUCCCGGACAACGAGCUGCAGUACUACACCUUCGUGAUGACGAACGGCGCAUGGCAGCCGCUGGCCCUGCUGCAGUCCGAGACUGAGCGCUACUACGUCGUCGAGGCUCUGACGGUGGCACCGGCCAACAACAUGUCGCACCUGACCCACCUCGGAGCAGCACGGCCCCACCGCUGGCUCAGCAGAUUCCGGGACUUCGCCGACCCGGCCAACCACCACCUGAAGUUCGCCCGCGCCCUGGCGCUGCCGGCGGACAAGUGGGAGCUGGACGCGAUCCUGCCGGCCCGCAGCGGCCUGUGCCGCGAGGACAAGUGGCUCAGCGGCCGCUACCCCAACAUGGACGGCCCCAACUAUGAGCACCCGGAGGCGCACACCUACCUGAUGGCCGCUGUGGCCAGCUCCACACGCCCGCCGGAGCGCCUACUGCAGGUCGCGGAGUUCUGCCUCACCGGCAACCAGCUGCCCACGGUGGCCGGCAACAACACACGGGAGCGCAACGCGGUGAAGCCCAACCUGCUGGUGGCGGGCUACCGCAUGGCCACCAUGCCCCAGAUGGCCCUGACCCAGCCCGCCGCGGCGCCGGCCAACAUCAUCGACGAGGACGAGGAGGGCUCUGACUAAACAACCCAAGAACCCCACGACCCACGCCGACCAACCAGCGCCACGCCCCCCCUGGACCUACCUAUGCGGGCCAGACUGUGGGACAAGAUGGGAGGUCACGGGGGCCUCUACCAGUAGCCGUGCAUGUACCCUGCUGGCGAUCGCAAUAGACGCUAGUGCCAGUGAAGAGACGGUUGAGACAGAUGACUGUUGCAUUGAAGUGACGGCUGUUACUACUGCAAGGUGUGAACACGCGCAACUCGUGUCGAUAGAAGAGCACAGGAAUGAUGCGACGGGCAACCCUAAUCCCGCCCAGGGUAGAUCAAUUGAUUUGGCUUUCAGGACGCAGAAGCUUGGGUUUAACAGGCUGACAACCACUGAAGAGACGGUUGAGAUGGAUGACUGCUGCAAUGAAGCGUCGGCGGCGACUACUGCACGGUGUGGCCACACACAACUCGUGCCGGGAGAAGAGCAGAAUACUAUUGCAAUGGGCAACUAUAACCCUGCCCAGGGUAGAUCAACUGAUUUGGCUUUAAAGACGCAGAAGCCCGGAUUUAACAUGUUGAUAGCCACUGAAGAGAUGGUUGAGACGGGUGUUGGUUGCAGGGAAGUGCCGGUUGAGACUACUGCACGGUGUGACCACAAGCAACCCGUGUCGGCAGACGAGCAGAGUAAUGAUUCCAUGGGCAACUCCAACCCAGCCCAGAGUAGAUCAAUUGAUUUGGCUGUGAAGACGCAGAAGCCCGGGUUCUACAAGCUGAUAGCCACUGAAGAGAUGGUUGAGACAGAUGAUGGCUGCAAGAAAGUGUUGGCUGUGACUACUGCACGGUGUGAACACACUCAGCUCGCGUCGGUAGAAGAGCAGAGUAACGACGCUAUGGGCAACUCCAACCCAGCCCGAGGUAGAUCAGUUGAUCAGGCUUUGAGGACGCAGAAGCUUGGGUUCAACAGGCUGAUAGCGCACCCUAACCAUACAAGCGAUAUGCAAGCUGUGGCAUGCCAGACCCCGGAAAUGACUAAACGGCCGGAAAUGUGGGGCCUGAGUGGAGGGGAACUCAGUAAGAUUACUUGUCGCUUGUAGAUUACUUGUCAGAUACA